CCCUUGUUUCUUCAUUGAAAUGACCAAAGUCCACAAGGUUGGCCACCUGGGACAUCCAACUGAUAUGCUGAGAGCUACACUUCUUCCCAGGCUGGUGUGACUACUCAGUGGCCCCACCAUGUCUAGGCCCCAGGAGCAGUCAGUGGAUUCCGAGGGAGAAUCAUACCAAUACGGGAGAAAUGAGGAGGGGACCCAGAACUCCCACCGCAUGCUGGGCUUCAGUGAUGCUCUGCUCUCCAUCAUUGCUACUGUCAUGAUCCUGCCUGUGACCCACACAGAGAUCUCACCAGAACAGCAAUUUGACAAAAGUAUACAGAAACUUCUAGCAACCAGGAUUGCAGUCUACCUGAUGACAUUUCUAAUUGUAACUGUGGCAUGGGCAGCACAUACCAGAUUGUUCCAGGUUGUUGGGAAAAUAGAUGAUACACUUGCCUUGUUCAACCUGGCCUGUAUGAUGACCAUCACCCUUCUACCCUACACAUUUUCUCUAAUGGUGACGUUCCCUGAUGUGCCCCUGGGUAUCUUCCUGUUCUGCAUGUGUGUGAUUGCCAUUGGAUCUGUGCAGGCACUGAUUGUGGGGUAUGCUUUCCACUUCCCACACCUGCUAAAUCCACAGAUCCAGUGUUCUACACACAGGGCCCAGUCCCGACGACACAUCUUGCGCCUAGUCCUCCGUGGCCCAGCACUGUGUUUUGUUGCAGCUGUCUUUUCCCUCUUCUUUUUCCCCUUGUCUUAUGUGCUGAUGGUGACUGUCAUCUUCCUCCCUCAUAUCAGCAAGGCUACCACCUGGUGCAAAGACAAGCUCAUGGGCCACAGGGAGUCUCCAGCUCACAAUGUGGAGCCCUUCAGUAUUGAUCUGCAUGCACCUCUCAGCAAAGAGCGAGUGGAAGCUUUCAGCGACGGUGUCUAUGCCAUUGUGGCCACACUCCUCAUCUUGGACAUCUGUGAAGACAACGUUCCAGAUCCCAAGGAUGUACAAGAGAAAUUCAAUGGCAGCCUUGUGGCUGCCCUGGGUGCAUAUGGGCCACAAUUCCUGGCAUACUUCGGCUCCUUCGCCACAGUGGGUCUGCUCUGGUUUGCCCACCAUUCACUCUUCCUGCAUGUCCGGAAGACUACACAGACCAUGGGGUUACUCAACAUACUGUCACUGGCCUUUGUGGGUGGCCUCCCUCUGGCCUACCAACAGACCUCAGCUUUUGCCCGACAACCCCGUGAUGAACUUGAGCGUGUGCGGGUCAGCUGUGCCAUCAUCUUCUUUGCCAGCAUCUUCCAGUUUGCCAUCUGGACUGCAGCCCUGCUGCAUCAGACAGAAACACUGCAGCCAGCUGUGCGAUUUGGUGGGCAGGAGCAUGCUUUCAUGUUUGCCAAGCUUGCACUAUACCCCUGUGCAAGCCUGCUGGCCUUUGCUGCCACCUGCCUGCUGAGCCGGUUCAGCACAGCCAUCUUCCACCUCAUGCAGAUUGCAGUGCCCUUUGCCUUCCUGCUGCUCCGUCUCCUUGUGCGCCUUGCUCUGGCAGGCCUUCAAGUUCUAUGGGACCUCCGGCCAGAGCACCCUCAACCAGGCCAGAGUGAACCUGAGUCUCAGUCUCAGCUCUUGCCUGCCCCCUGCUAAUGCCAAGGGAGCUACAUCUGCCCAUUCCAGGUAGAAGUGUUGUGACCCUGGGGCUAUGGUUUUACUGGCCUGAGUAUUGUAUAUAUUGUGAAAUAUCAAGAUCUAUUUCAAGCGUA
This is a messenger RNA of Phodopus roborovskii (desert hamster), 1728 nucleotides long. It is a transcript of the gene Tmem175, whose product is annotated as transmembrane protein 175. NCBI's taxonomy places the organism in Eukaryota, Metazoa, Chordata, Mammalia, Rodentia, Cricetidae. Gene Ontology annotation, molecular function: proton channel activity; potassium ion leak channel activity. The coding region runs from base 119 to 1612 and encodes 497 amino acids. Gene Ontology annotation, cellular component: endosome; lysosome. The transcript is spliced from 10 exons. The record is from RefSeq and is a predicted model, not a curated record.